Prorocentrum cordatum is the source of this 167-nucleotide messenger RNA. NCBI's taxonomy places the organism in Eukaryota, Dinophyceae, Prorocentrales, Prorocentraceae. The record is from the annotation of a GenBank genome assembly.
GAUACACCGAAGAGCAGGCCAUGUCAGUGAUCGAGUACUGCAAGAAACGCAAAUUGUUCUUCGCCGACCCGUAUUUCCCGAAGGACGAGAAAGAGAACUAUUACAUGAUUUUCGACAAGGUUGAGUCCCUGACGGGGAACAACAUGACAGACACGAUGAUGGUCGAG